GCCUGGAGCAGGGCUUCGAUGAGGACGAGCUGCUGGCUCUCGAGCUCGGCGUCAGCAGCACUGCUGGCCUGUCGGAAGCCCAAAAGGUGUACAAGGACAAGAUCAAACAAAAGUUAGCAAAGCGCGCAGCGGAGCUCAAGGCGGAGGAGGAGGCCGUUAAAGAGCGGCUCGCACGCAAUCUCGAACUGGGCAAACGGGCUUAUGAAUGCGGCGAAUACCCGGCAUCGGUUCGGCUGCUGGAGCAGGCAGUGAAGGACGUGGGUGCGGACACUGUCCUGGGAGGAGAGGCGCAGCUUUGGCUGGGCUUAUCCUACCAGGCCUGCGGGAGGGAGAAGGACGCCAUCGAGCUAUACAAGGACAUUGAGGCAAGCCACCCUAGCCGGAAGGUCAAGAAGCAGGCAGCUGACCUACGCUAUAUCUUGGAAGCUCCGCGCCUGGAAAUAAGCGAAGACGAGCGCGUCAAGAUUCCCUUGAUUCAGAGUGAUAGCUGGCGGCAAAAGGAGCGGGCGUCGUACUCUCCAAAGUACAACCGUCCACCGGCAGCAACCAAGAAGGACGAGACCUACUGGGAUCGUGUCUCUUUGGACGCCCCGGAUCCAUUGGCAAUGCUACCUGACAAGUGGUAUGUGCGGGUGGCAUUCGCGAUCGUGCUGCUGGGUGCAACCAUUUAUGUCAAUUACGCAGCGACGGGGAAAUGA
Molecule: messenger RNA, 698 nt
Organism: Volvox carteri f. nagariensis
Lineage: Eukaryota; Viridiplantae; Chlorophyta; Chlorophyceae; Chlamydomonadales; Volvocaceae
Exons: 6
Molecular function (GO): protein binding
Source: RefSeq, a predicted model, not a curated record